UUGCUACGGGCGACUGACAACAGACGGCAACAGCGGAACAGCUAAAAGCUGGAGUUGACACUAUCUUAGUGGAAAUAAGUAUUACUUUAACCCCCCCCAGAAAGGCUGUCUUAAUCAGAAUAAGAUGUCUAGCACUAACACAGCUCUGCCUGACACAGGCUGGGAUGAGCACUUUGCUAUCCCCGAGCCCAACGCUGAAAACAAGGCUCUGCUGGAGGAGAUUCGCAGAAAAGAGAUGGAGCUGCUGGAGCUGGAGCACAUGCUUGAGAGAAAUAAAGAUCACAAGAAGAUAAUGACUGAAUACUUAAAGAAUGCCAAACAAGAGCUGGAUAACACUGAGGCUCUAUGCAAGGCAAAGGAAAGAGAGGAAGAGUUUGAGAAACACUUGACAGCUCUCUCAGAUAGAGAGAACGGUCGCCAGGCUCAGGAGGCUGCUGAGAUGGAGAAAGAGCUCAAGUCUUUAGCAGAGAGGAAAGACAUGAUAGAGAACCACAUCUUCAAGGGCAAACAGAAGCUGGAUGAGUUUAUGGAGCAGAUGAACUGGGACAAGCAGACCAUGGAUGCCUUUUUAGAGGAGUCGGCGCGUAAAGAUGAGGACACAAUGGCCAUCAUCAAGUAUGCUCAGCAGGACGAGCAGAAGAUCAAGUCACUCACUCUGGCUAUAGAGAAGAAGACACUGGAAGCCAAAGAAAAGCAAAGAGCACUGGUCAAAGAGUCGACUGAGACUUUAUCUGCUCAGAUCGCGUUGGAUAAGACUACAGAGAAUCUGCAGCAGGCACACCUGGAGGCCCAGCAACUCAUCCACCAGUGGGAAAACACUAUCAAGCAGAUGAUGCAACGGGAUGAAGACAUGCAGCAGUGUGCUCUGCAAGUUGCCCAGUUGAACCAGGCUAUGAGGGAAAGGAAUGCCACGGUAACAGAGAGGAAGAACUUGCUAGAUACUCAGAGGAGCAACAACAAGGAAACUGAGAGGAAGAUAACCCUCACCAACCGACAGGGAGCAAAACUGAGACAGGAUCUGAAGGAGCAGGAGAGUAACUGCAGCAGGCUGCAGGAUGAGCUGAAUACCUGCAAAAACACACUGGACAGAACAACCUCUGACGUGGAGUCCCUGACAUCCCAGAUAUCCAGAAUGAAGAAAGACAUCCAGGAUAAAAAUGACAAACUCAGGCAGGCUAGGGCAUACAACGCUGCACUGGACGAGAAGCUGAAGGUGGUGACUCAGACAGCCCUUAGUGAGGAGGAGAGAGCUGCACAGAUGGAUCAGUUUCUUAAGGAUGAGGAACAGGCCAUCAAGGACUUGGAUGUCCAGCUGCGUGACUGCAGGGAGGAGCUGUUGCAUCAAAAGGAGCGUUUGCAGGCCGUUAAGACAAAGGAGAAGGAUUUUAUCUCGCAGGUUUCAAAGAGUAAAUCCACCAUUAACAGCCUGGAGAGUCAGCUCAGAAAACUGGAACAGGACCUGAUUAGACACCAGAUGACCAUAAGUGACCAGAAUUGCAAGAUGAUCUUCCUAAAAACAAAACUGGCAAAGCUGAAAGGUGACGUUAACCAAGAAGAAAAGAAAAUGCUCGACAGGAAGCUCGCUGAGCUGACCGAAGAACUCGAAGAGAAAAAGAAGAAAGCCAAAGUGCUUACCGACACUCUCAAGGAGGCUGAGGAUGAUAUUCGCAGUUUGAGGAAAGAGAUUGAGAAGUCUGAAGCUCAGAAGAGAGAUCUGAGCAGUAAGGUGGAGGAGCUCCUGCUAAUCCGUAACACCAGUGAGAAGGAGCUGAAGACUCUCAGACUGCAGAAGCAGGAAAACAAAGUGGAGCACCAAAUGUUAAAGAUACAGGUCAAACGUGUGAGGGAUCUUCUGUACAGCAAGGCUGACAACGUGCUGUCGCUGGAGAAGAGACUGCUGCAGCUACAAACAACCAUGAAGGAGAGGGAGGAUGAGAUUAAGGUCUACAAAGAAAUGCUCAGCCAGCAGCUCAAGAUCAGUGAGCAGGAGAGGCAGAAACUCAGUGCUGAACUCAGUGAGAAACUAUCCAAGAUUGACACGAUGAAGAAAUGUUUCGAGAUUGUGAGCCUUUCCAUGGCACCUCCUGAGGAAGAAGAGGCGAAAUCGCAGGCUUACUACAUCACAAAGGCUGCACAAGAGAAAGAGGAGCUUAGGAGGAAAGGCGAUGAGCUGGAUGCUACAAUCCACAAAGUGGAGCUGGAAAACAGAGCUCUGGAAAACACCAUCCAGCUGUUCAACAACAGUAACUCUGCAUUUCGCCAGUCUUUGAACAAAGUGAAUGAAUCCAGUCCAAUGUACCAGGAUAAAGUGAAACUGGAAGGGCAGCUGAAUGUGGGUCAAGAGACGCUGAACUAUAAGAAAAGGCAGAUCCAAGAGCUUCAACAGGAUAUGCAGGACCUGAACAGUGUGUUGGAAAGUCUGCCACAAGAAGAGCAAAUGGAGAGAGAUAAGAUAGAGAACAAACAUGCCCUCGUCAGCAAAAUGAACGAAGAAGUUACUUCCCAGCAGGAGAAAAUUGACAGAGCCUCAAAGCAGUUCUCUAAGCUGACCAAAGAAGUCCGCUCAGCAAAGGGCACCAAAGGCGAGACUUUCGAAGAGAAAGACAUUAAGCUGAGGGAGUUGAAGGAAUUCAUCAAGAAUGUGGACAGGAUGCUGAAUGAGGUCUGGGAGGGCAAUCCUGACCUCAGAUCAGUGAUGGAGAAGUAUUUCCUGCAGGCCAGUCUGUCUCUUCCCUCUCCUUCUCCCACUCCUGCCAGCCAGCGGAGCUCCAAGACAAGUUCCCCCCGCUGCUCCACCUCUCUCAGGUCUCUGGCAUCCUCAGCCAGCGCCAGCCCCCGGACCGCUGCGCCUCACUCCCCGACACUGAAGACGGUGGAACUGAGCCUGGAUCUGACUGCGACCUCCCCUCCUCUCACCACCUCCAGAUGUUCCAGCUCUGCGAGCAGCUCAAGCAGCAGCAGAAAGUCAAAGAAGCUUUAGUGUCUUUCUCCUCUGAUUGCUGCUUUACCAUUGAGAACUACUCAGUUUCAGGAUCAUUUGUUUUUUGUGUCUUUUUUGGUGUGUCGCACUCAUUUCAGAGUAAAUCUUGGAUCUGUUAGAUUUUCAGACUCUGUGAAUCUAGUGUAAUCUGAUUUUUUUCUUUGGAUUCUCCUUUUCUUUGCUUGUUUUGUCUUACAAGUACAUACAUACGCAAAGAGUUCUCAAUAAAAUGUUAUUGACAA
This is a messenger RNA of Pundamilia nyererei, 3222 nucleotides long. RefSeq names its product coiled-coil domain 39 molecular ruler complex subunit (gene ccdc39). NCBI's taxonomy places the organism in Eukaryota, Metazoa, Chordata, Actinopteri, Cichliformes, Cichlidae. The transcript is spliced from 20 exons. Gene Ontology annotation, cellular component: axoneme. Bases 125 to 2980 code for a protein of 951 amino acids. Gene Ontology annotation, biological process: cilium-dependent cell motility; epithelial cilium movement involved in determination of left/right asymmetry; inner dynein arm assembly. The record is from RefSeq and is a predicted model, not a curated record.